AUUUCUAACUAUUUUCACGGCUGUGGUUGUGGGCGAAAGCUGCUUGCCAGAAACUGAGCAAAGAAGCAAGUAAAGGGCGGUUUGGAAAUUGUUACUAUUAUUUUCUCUCUUACAUGUGUUGAGGAUGAUGAUGAAGUCAAUUUCAUUCACUCUGUUUUCUUCUUCUUCUUCCUUGUGGCCGAUUAGGGUUAUUAUUCUUUCUGGCUGUGGAACGAACCAUGCUGUUGUUCGAGAAUGGAUGAGUUGAACUGCGCGAUGACGACGACGACGACGGAGAAUAGCAUUGCGGAGCUGGUUCAAUGGGAGAGGUUUCUGCCGCGGAUGGUGCUCAGAGUGCUGCUUGUAGAAGCUGAUCAUUCCACGCGCCAAAUCAUCGCCGCGCUUCUUCGCAAAUGCAUUAUUGCAGUUCCGGAUGGAUUAAAGGCAUGGGAAACAUUGAAGAAGAAGGCAUCUGAGCUAGAUCUCAUAUUAACAGAAGUGGAGCUACCAGCAAUAUCUGGAUUUGCUCUUCUUUCUUUAAUCAUGGAGCAUGACAUUUGUAAAAGCAUUCCUGUCAUAAUGAUGUCUUCUCAUGAUUCGGUUAACAUGGCGUUGAAAUGCAUGUUAAACGGGGCAGUUGAUUUUCUUAUAAAACCCAUUCGCAAGAAUGAGCUUAGGAACUUGUGGCAACAUGUAUGGAGAAGGCACACUAUUAUCACUCCUACUCAAAAUACAACAUUUUCACCGAAAAAACUUAAAACUGCCUCAGAAGACAAUUCUGCAAGCAAUAAAUCUAAUGGUUCUGUGGCUUCCUCAAAGAAAAACAAUGAAUGCAGCGAGAGAUUAAGUGAGGCUCAAAGCACUUGUACAUCACCAAUUAUGGAAGCUGCGAGUACAUACAUGGAAAAUAUGCAGGAUGUGUCCCAGGAUGUACAUUGCCAAGUUAUGCAAACUCAUGUGCAGAGCACUUGUGCAUCCCCAAUUUUUGAAGCCGAGAGUACAUUUGUGGAAAAUAUGCAGGAUGUGCCCCAGCUGGAAAGUUCUAAACUGAACAAAAUUGAUAUGGUGGACCAUGAAAAGUUUGCCAAAUUUGAAAGGAAAUCAGCUAAGCAUAAGGAUGAAACAGAGGAUAAAUCAAUUACAAUUGUAUCAGAGGCUGCAAGGUGUGACAAAAGUUUUGAAUUGACAGAUUUAAUGCUAGAACAAGACUGUGGUGUUGCUGAACCUGAAACUGAAAACGAGGAUGAAAUCUUAAAAUCUGAGUUAGGCAGAGACAAUUCUCAUGUUUCUAUAUUGCAUGGAUGCAAUGCUGAGCAGGUGAAACCUUCUAAAGGAGCUAUUGACUUGAUUGCCACAUUUGGAAAUCUUCCAAAGCACCCUAAUGAAAACUGUAGUCUCAAUGGUGGUAAUACAACCAAGUUUGAUUGUGAAACGCAAUUGGAACUUUCCUUAAGAAGUGAUUUUCCUGGCAGCUCAGGUAAACAAGCAAGUGAAUCAACUGAGGAAUCUCAAAGAUUGAACCAUUCAAAUACUUCUGCCUUUUCUUGGUACAGUAAUAGUAAAUUGUUGCAGCCUCUUUUUUCACCACCAUCGAUUACAUCUCCUAAAGUAAACUGGCUCAAUUGGGAUUCUCAUGAAUGCCUUAAAUUAUCUGGAAAUUGUCAGUAUGACGACUCAAAUCAGAACCUGGAGAAUAUGAUCAGUACAGUCAUUGGUCAGUAUGGACUCUUACCUGUUUCAGGAGUUAUCUCCAAGCUUAAGUCUGAGGGACAUGGUCAUGUUUUUACUUCUGUUUUCUAUGCACAAUCUGGCAUUCACCCCAUGUUGAGUCCAAAACCAGUCUGCCAGAAUGAGAGUUCUCCCUUUCCCACAAGUACCUCCUCCCAGUCCAAUCCUGAAAGUCACUGCUCAGAUCAACCUCAUGACUGUUCCAAUGAUGCUACUUGUCUUGAUCAAAAUGUAAAGGAUAAUACUGAUUCAGAUCACGCAAGGCAUGAGUCUCCUGCUGCUGAUCAGAGUGCUGGUAAUAAUUUAUGCCAUGAUGCUGCAAAUCAUGUUAAUAGUAGUGCAUAUGGAAGCAUGGACAGUGGAAAUGAUGGACAUGCUACUUCAGCUAUAGUAUCCAAGAACACCUCAGAUGGUUUCAGUGAUAGUGGUUGUCAUAAUUAUGAUGGAUUUAGAGUGACAGAUUCUCAUCACUCCAGUCAAAGAGAAGCAGCACUAGUGAAGUUUCGACUGAAGCGGAAAGAGAGAUGCUUCGAGAAAAAGGUUCGAUAUCAAAGCCGGAAAAGACUGGCAGAGCAGCGGCCUCGGGUGAAGGGGCAGUUUGUACGACAACAUAAUCAUCCAUUCGCUGAGGCUGGUGGUGAUUCAUGAACAUUGUUCUCUUUAGGUUUCCUGUAGUAUUAAAUUACAGUUGACUGUAACACCGAUUGUGUCAACAAGGAUUAGCUGUAGGGUGGUAUCUGUGUGUUGUUGGAAUCUGUUUAUCCAUUAGGCAAAAGAAGAGUAGGCCAGUAGGGAGAUAGCUAAAGGGUAGUGCUAAACAUUCUUAGGUGUUUUCUUCUGGGUUUACAUUUGGACUGCCACUUACAACUUUAGAAUUGUAAUUAUUUAGUGGGAUUGGUUUGGGUUUUGCCUGUGUAUAUGUUUUCUUGGUUGAAUACUAAUAUGGGUCUGUAAUUACAUAGGUUUUAGGUUUCAGUCUGUAAUAUGGGUCUGUAAUUACAUGGGUUUUGCAACUGAUUGAUCUUUCUUUGCAUUCGGCAUUUAAGCAUUGUUUUAAACUCAC
Messenger RNA from Glycine soja, 2770 nucleotides. RefSeq names its product two-component response regulator-like PRR95. Gene Ontology annotation, biological process: cytokinin-activated signaling pathway; phosphorelay signal transduction system. The transcript has 8 exons. Bases 235 to 2355 code for a protein of 706 amino acids. The record is from RefSeq and is a predicted model, not a curated record. Gene Ontology annotation, molecular function: protein binding. Lineage: Eukaryota; Viridiplantae; Streptophyta; Magnoliopsida; Fabales; Fabaceae.